UUGAAUAUGAUAUGAAAAGGUUGAGCAAUUUAUAACCUCAAAUUAAUGUGUUAAAUAUAAUUUAUUUUUAAAGACAAAAUUAAAUAGUUUUAAAAUGUCUGUGAUGCUAACAGCAGACUGGUUUUCGCUGGAACGUGACAAUUAUUUUAGAAAAUUUGAAAUCUAUCCUCUUUCGUUUCGUCACGAAAGUAGUUUAGAUAAUUUAGUAGUUGCUGCUCCUUAUGGAGGUUCAAUAGCUAUAUGUAGAAAUCCAAAAAAAUUUGUAAAAGUACAAGGAUCGACAAAAGCAGUUAUUUCUUUAUAUUCGUCAUCUGGGCAGUUAAUGGCAAAGCUGCAAUGGAACAGUGGACAAUUAGUUGCAAUGGGAUGGUCGCAUCAAGAAGAAUUGUUAUGUAUACAAGAAGACGGAAUGGUUUUAAUAUAUGAUAUCUUUGGUCAUUAUCAACACACAUUUAGCAUGGGAGAAGAAGCAAAAGAAACAAAAAUUAUUGAAGCUAAAUUUUUUCCAAGCAUAAACGGCACAGGUGUAGCAAUUUUAACAUCAGCCAAUCGUAUUUUUCUUGUAAAUAAUGUAGGAGAACCGAAAGUUAGAAAAUUUGCAGAUUUACCUAAAUUUAGUGGGAUGAUUGACAGUUGGUGUGUAAUCCGUCAAGACAGAGAAAGUCAAAUAAUAUUAGCAAAUCAAGAUGGUAUACAUCAAUUACAUCAUUCUUAUCAAACACCGAUUUCAAUACCUUUUAAUAAACUUUUUAACAAUAAAGUAAGUGGAAUCAAUACAAUAGCAGUUUCAAGCAAUAGUCAACACAUUGCUUUGUAUGCUGAUUCUGGCUAUUUAUUUCUUGGUUCUGUCAACCUGAGAGAAAAAUAUUGUGAAUAUACUACCAAUAUAAAAGACUCGCUAACAGAUAUCGCAUGGUGUGGUUCAGAGGCAGUGGUUUGCUGUUGGAACAAUACUAUGAUGAUAUUUGGCUUAAAGGGAGAAGAAAUAAUAUCCUAUUCUUAUGAAGGACCGGUUAAUUUAAUAACAGAGAUAGACUGUGUUAGAGUUCUUUCAGCUUAUUCUCACGAAAUAAUUCAAAAAGUUCCUCAAGUUGUCCAAAAAAUAUUUCGAAUUAACUCUACAGAUGCUGCUUCCUACCUCCUAGAAGCUUCAAAACAAUUUAAAAAAAGAAGUCACAAAGCUGAUAGUUAUAUUGAUUUAGUAAAAGAUAAAUUAGAUUCUGCAGUAAUGAAUUGUAUUACUGCUGUAAGUCAUGAAUUUGAUUUCCAAACCCAAAAACUUCUUAUGCGAGCAGCCAAAUUUGGGAAGGGAUUUAGUAGAAAUAUCAAUCCUGAUUACUAUGUUAAUAUGUGCAGAACAUUAAGAGUUUUAAAUGCUAUAAGACAUCCUAAAAUUGGUAUACCACUAACAUACGUACAAUUAAAUACAUUAUCAUAUCAGGUAAUGUUAGAUAGAUUAGUUGCUAGAAAACAUUAUUAUCUUGGUAUACAAAUAUCUAGACAUCUUCAGUUAUCAGAAAUUGAUGGCGAAAGCAGAAUAUUAGCCCAUUGGGCAUGCUAUAAGGUUAAACAAACGCAACUUGAUAAAGAACAAAUAGCAGAAGAAAUUGCUGAUAAAUUAGGAUAUACUCCAGGUGUUUCAUAUAGCGAAAUUGCAGUAAGAGCUGCAGAUUGUGGAAGAAAACAACUUGCUAUAAAGUUGAUUGAUUACGAGCCAAAAGCGCAAUUACAAGUUCCAUUACUAUUAAGAUUAGGAGAAGAACAAGCUGCGCUCAAGAAAGCAGUAGAAAGUGGAAAUACAGAUUUAGUUUAUACUGUUAUACUACAUUUAAGAGAACAUAUGCCACUUUCAGAUUUUCAGAUGGCCAUUAUGCAUUGCCCAUUAGCAAUGACAUUGUAUAUAAAAUAUUGUCAAAAUCAUAAUCGGGAAACAUUACGCGAUAUUUAUAAUCAAUAUGAUGAUUAUUAUUCUCAAGCACUUUGGUUUAUUAAGGAAAGUUAUCAGAAUUCUACUUCAAGGGAUGCAAUGUUACAAUCUGCAUUAGAUCAUUUUAAAUUGAGCAAGCACGAUGCAAAUUCGUGCUUGAUAGACGAACAGAUAAAAUUAUUAAGGUAUCAACGUUCCUUGGAAGAAACUUUACACGAAUCUGUAGUUGGAAAACCACUUCAUGAUACAGUAAAAGUUUUACUUUUACACAAUGAAAUUAAAUUAGCUGAUAAAUUAAGAUCAGAAUAUAAGUUUCCAGACCGAAGAUACUGGUGGUUACGAAUACAAUGUUUGGCUGAGCAAGGAUUAUGGAAUGAGUUAGAAAAAUUUUCCAAAUACAAAAAAUCUCCAAUUGGAUAUGAGCCUUUCAUGGACCAGUGUUUGAAAUAUAAAAAAGAAUUAGAGGCAAAAAAAUAUCUUCCUCGGAUUAAGGAUGAAUUGAAAGUUAAAUAUUUUGUGAAACUGGAUAUGUUACUAGAAGCUGCUCAAACUGCCUUAGAGCAUAAAGAUUUAGCUGCUAUUACUUUUGUAUUAGCCCGAUGUAAUAAUAGAAGAUUGCAAGAAAAAAUCGGUGCUAUGGUAGCAAGUCUUAGAAAUGGAAAGUGAAUUUAAUUUUGAAAUAAAAAUUUUGGUUCAGUUAAAUUUUA
Molecule: messenger RNA, 2634 nt
Organism: Ceratosolen solmsi marchali
Lineage: Eukaryota; Metazoa; Arthropoda; Insecta; Hymenoptera; Agaonidae
Gene: Vps16A
Product: vacuolar protein sorting 16
Exons: 16
Coding region: 95-2593 (832 amino acids)
Biological process (GO): intracellular protein transport; endosomal transport; vacuole fusion, non-autophagic
Cellular component (GO): lysosomal membrane; cytoplasm; HOPS complex
Molecular function (GO): actin binding
Source: RefSeq, a predicted model, not a curated record